Triticum dicoccoides is the source of this 1303-nucleotide messenger RNA. Its product is annotated as cycloeucalenol cycloisomerase-like. NCBI's taxonomy places the organism in Eukaryota, Viridiplantae, Streptophyta, Magnoliopsida, Poales, Poaceae. The transcript has 8 exons. The record is from RefSeq and is a predicted model, not a curated record. Gene Ontology annotation, molecular function: cycloeucalenol cycloisomerase activity. Bases 146 to 1039 code for a protein of 297 amino acids.
GUUCGGCGCGUCAGUCGAGGGUGCAUACACACACUCCGCAAGUGCCACCCAGAACCGAAUCUCCUCCGCUGCAGCCGCAAGCAGCGACAGCCCCGGCGAGGCGGCGACUGAGGAGAGGAGGGGCUGCUGACAGCGGGAUCGAGCGAUGACAGCUGUCCGGCGGCAGGCGGCGGCGAAGCGGGGCGGAGGCGGCGCGGCCGGGAAGAACGCAUUGCUGGCGGCGGACGGGAGCAAGAGGUGGGGGGAGAAGUUCUUCCUGCUGUACACGCCCUUCUGGCUCACGCUCUGCCUCGGCGUCGUCGUCCCCUUCAAGCUCUACGAGAGUUUCACGGAGCUGGAAUAUCUGGUUCUUGGAUUGGUGUCAACCGUGCCUGCCUUUCUCAUCCCUCUGUUCCUCGUAGGAAAGGCAGAUAGUAUUAGAAGUUUAAAAGAUCGUUACUGGGUCAAGGCUAAUGUUUGGAUUAUAAUUUUCAGUUAUGUCGGUAACUACUUUUGGACGCAUUACUUUUUCACAGUUCUUGGUGCGUCAUAUACUUUUCCAUCAUGGAGGAUGAAUAAUGUACCCCAUACAACAUUUCUCCUGACCCAUGCCUGCUUCUUAUUUUAUCACAUGGCAUCAAAUAUGACACUUCGUAGAUUACGUCACUCUACAGCUCACCUGCCACAGUCUAUUCGGUGGUUGUUUGAAGCCGCGUGGAUUUUAGCACUCUCAUACUUCAUUGCAUACUUGGAGACCCUAGCCAUUGCAAAUUUUCCAUAUUACGAAUUCGUCGAUCGGGACAUAAUGUACAAAGUUGGAUCAUUGUUUUAUGCAAUUUACUUCCUCGUCAGCUUUCCAAUGUUCUCAAGGAUCGACGAAAAAGCAGAGAAGUGGGACCUUCCCAGGGUGGCCGUCGAUGCUCUGGGCGCAGCCAUGCUCGUCACAAUAAUACUCGAUUUAUGGCGCAUAUUUCUGGGGCCAAUCGUACCCAUCCCCGAAUCAAGACGGUGCGCACAGCCGGGGCUUGCAUGGUUCCAUGCGCAGAAUGAAAGCGUCUAAUCCAGGAACAAGAUGAAUUCUUCUGUUCCCACAUGUACCGUCGACCCCAGCCAUUGCCGCUGUCCUUCAAGAGUGUUCGCCUCUCCAUUGGAGGGAUGAAAACUGCUGAUUAAUGGAUCGAUUUGUUGUCUGCAUGUAGUAUUUGCUUCGUGCGUGCGAAUAGCGAACUGGUAAUUUGUAAGUUCAGCCUGAUCUUAGAACCUGUUUUGAAUAAGCUAGUGGCAAUGAAGAUUUGAUGUCAGCCAGAAAGUGAUUCUUGACGCA